Messenger RNA from Ceratotherium simum simum (southern white rhinoceros), 3470 nucleotides. It is a transcript of the gene ANO8, whose product is annotated as anoctamin 8. The record is from RefSeq and is a predicted model, not a curated record. Gene Ontology annotation, cellular component: plasma membrane. Lineage: Eukaryota; Metazoa; Chordata; Mammalia; Perissodactyla; Rhinocerotidae. Gene Ontology annotation, molecular function: chloride channel activity. Gene Ontology annotation, biological process: chloride transmembrane transport.
UGCACCGGCCCCAUGAGCCCGCGGCCCCCCGGCGCCCGGGCCGCUCACAGCCCCUGACCUGAUUUGCCCUCGCCAUGGCCGAAGCCGCCUCCGGUGCCGUUGGCACGUCCCUGGAGGGCGAGCGCGGCAAGAGGCCCCCGCCGGAGGGCGAGCCUGCAGCCCCGGCGUCCGGAGUUCUGGAUAAGCUUUUUGGGAAGCGGCUCCUGCAAGCGGGUCGAUACCUGGUGUCCCACAAGGCAUGGAUGAAGACAGUGCCCACGGAGAACUGCGAUGUGUUGAUGAUCUUCCCAGACACGACCGAUGACCACACACUGCUAUGGCUGCUGAACCACAUCCGCGUGGGCAUCCCCGAGCUCAUCGUGCAAGUCCGACACCACCGCCACACGCGUGCCUACGCCUUCUUCGUCACCGCCACGUAUGAGAGCCUACUCCGAGGGGCCGAUGAGCUGGGUCUGCGCAAGGCAGUGAAGGCCGAGUUUGGUGGGGGGACCCGCAGCUUCUCCUGCGAGGAGGACUUCAUCUACGAGAAUGUGGAGAGUGAGAUGCGCUUCUUCACCUCCCAGGAGCGCCAGAGCAUCAUCCGCUUCUGGCUGCAGAACCUGCGAGCCAAGCAGGGCGAGGCACUGCACAAUGUGCGCUUCCUAGAGGACCAGCCAAUCAUCCCUGAGCUGGUGGCCCGCGGGAUCAUCCAGCAGGUGUUCCCGGUCCAUGAGCAGCGCAUCCUGAACCGCCUCAUGAAGUCAUGGGUGCAGGCUGUGUGUGAAAACCAGCCUCUAGACGAGAUCUGUGACUACUUUGGCGUGAAGAUUGCCAUGUACUUCGCCUGGCUGGGCUUCUACACGUCGGCAAUGGUGUACCCAGCUGUCUUUGGCUCUGUCCUGUACACAUUCACGGAGGCUGAUCAGAAAAGCCGGGAUGUAUCCUGUGUGGUCUUUGCCCUCUUCAAUGUGGUCUGGUCAACACUGUUCUUGGAAGAGUGGAAACGGAGGGGGGCGGAGCUGGCCUAUAAGUGGGGAACACUGGACUCACCCGGGGAAGCUGUGGAGGAGCCACGACCCCAGUUCAGGGGCGUGCGCCGCAUCAGCCCUGUGACGCGGGCCGAGGAGUUCUACUACCCGCCCUGGAAGCGGCUGCUGUUCCAGCUGCUCGUGAGCCUCCCCGUGUGCCUCACCUGCCUGGCCUGCGUGUUCCUGCUCAUGCUCGGCUGCUUCCAGCUGCAGGAGCUGGUGUUGAGUGUGAAAGGGCUGCCCCGCCUCGCCCGCUUCCUGCCCAAGGUCGUGCUGGCUGUGCUGGUCAGCGUGAGUGCUGAGGGCUACAAGAAGCUCGCCGUCUGGCUCAACGACAUGGAGAAUUACCGGCUGGAGAGUGCCUACGAGAAGCACCUCAUCAUCAAGGUCGUCCUGUUCCAAUUCGUCAACUCGUACCUGAGCCUCUUCUACAUCGGCUUCUACCUCAAGGACAUGGAGCGCCUGAAGGAGAUGCUGGCCACUCUGCUGAUCACCCGCCAGUUCCUCCAGAAUGUGCGCGAGGUCCUGCAGCCUCACCUGUACCGGCGGCUGGGCCGCGGCGAGCUCGGCCUGAGGGCCGCCUGGGAGCUGGCCCACGCCCUGCUUGGCCUGCUGAGCCUCCGGCGCCCUGCGCCCCGCCGCCUCGAACCCCAGGCCGAAGAGGGUGGCGGCAGCGGUGGAGGCGGGCGCAGGUGUCUCAGUGGGGGCUGCGGGGCACCCGAGGAGGAGGAGGAGGCCCCAGUGGAGCGGCGGCCGGUGGGGGAAGGCGGGGAGGUGGGGGAUGGGCCGAGGGGGGAUGAGGAGGAGGAGGAGGAAGACGACGAGGAGGAGGAAGAUGAAGAGGAGGGUGAGGAGGGCAGCCUCCUGGACUGCGGGCUCCGGCUGAAGAAGGUCAGCUUUGCUGAGCGGGGGGCUGGGCGGCACCGGCCCAUUCCAAGCCCGGAGGCCCUCCUGGAGGAGGGGAGCCCCACUAUGGUGGAGAAGGGGCUGGAGCCAGGUGUGUUCACACUGGCCGAGGAGGAUGAUGAGGCCGAGGGGGCUCCCGGCAGCCCUGAGCGGGAGCCCCCAGCCAUCCUGCUCCGCCGGGCCCGGGGCGAGGGCCGUGACCAGGGGCCGGACGGGGGCCCAGACCCUGAGCCAGGCUCAGGUGACUCGGCCCGGAGGCAGCGGCGGCAGAAUCGGUCAUCUUGGAUCGACCCACCCGAGGAGGAAUACUCACCCCAGCUCACCCAGGCCGAGCUGGAGAGCUGUAUGAAGAAGUACGAGGACACGUUCCAGGACUACCAGGAGAUGUUCGUGCAGUUCGGCUACGUUGUGCUGUUCUCGUCCGCCUUCCCCCUGGCCGCGCUGUGCGCUCUGGUCAACAACCUCAUCGAGAUCCGCAGCGACGCACUCAAGCUGUGCACGGGGCUGCAGCGGCCCUUUGGGCAGCGAGUGGAGAGCAUCGGCCAGUGGCAGAAGGUGAUGGAGGCCAUGGGCGUCCUGGCAAUCGUGGUCAACUGCUAUCUCAUCGGCCAGUGUGGGCAGCUACAGCGCCUGCUGCCCUGGCUCAGCCCUGAGGCAGCCAUCGUGUCCGUGGUGGUGCUCGAGCACUUCGCUCUGCUCCUCAAGUACCUCAUCCACGUGGCCGUCCCCGACAUCCCCGGCUGGGUCGCUGAGGAGAUGGCCAAGCUCGAGUACCAGCGUCGGGAGGCCUUCAAGAGACACGAGCGCCAGGCCCAGCACCGCUACCAGCAGCAGCAGCGGCGGCGGCGGGAGGAGGAGGAACGCCAGCGCCACGCGGAGCAUCACACCCGGCGGGAACACGACGCCAGCGGCCGGGAGGAGGCACGGGCCGAGGACUCCGGGCUGGACCCCAGCGCCCCCGAGAAGGCCUCAGCCAAGGCCAAGGGCAGCGGGGCAGGCGGCCACGGACCGGAGCGGCCCAAGCGCCCGGGGUCCCUGCUGGCGCCCAACAACGUCAUGAAGCUGAAGCAGAUCAUCCCGCUGCAGGGCAAGUUCCUGUCGUCGGGGGCCGCGUCCUCGCUGGCCGGUGCCGGAUCCGGCCCCACCGCCCGGCCGCCCCCUGCCCAGUCGCCCACGGGCAGUGACACCCGCCUGCCGGCCUUCCUCAGCUUCAAGUUCCUCAAGUCCCCCGAGACCCGGCGAGACCCCGAGCGCAGCCACUCGCCACCCAAGGCCUUCCACACCGGCAAGCUCUUCCCCUUCGGCGGCGCCCGGGCUGAGGCCGGGUCCAACGGGGUAGGCGGGCAGGCCCGGCCAGAUGGGACCCCUGGCGGUGGCAGUGGCAGGGCCCAGCGGAGUGGGCCAGCGGACGAGGCUGCGGCUGAGGAGCCAGAUGCCCCCCGGCCCGAAGAGGAAGGCUCAGGGACAGCGCUGGCCCCCGUGGGCGCCCCCGCCCUCCGCACCCCCCCAAAGCCAGCCCAGCUGGUGGCCCGAGUGGCUGUGGAACUCGCCAACUGA